Molecule: messenger RNA, 11725 nt
Organism: Xyrichtys novacula (pearly razorfish)
Lineage: Eukaryota; Metazoa; Chordata; Actinopteri; Labriformes; Labridae
Source: the annotation of a GenBank genome assembly
GUAAAUCUGUAGGGAGAAAUAUCGCGAGAUUUCAUCCCGUUGAGAAGCGUGUGUAAGUGAGUGAGUGAGGAGAAAAGGAGAGGAAAGAAGGAAAGAAGGAAGGAUCCACAGUCGGAGGACAGUCCGGUUCCUCUUCAGCGGGUUUUUCUGUCUUCUUCAGCCCAGCAGAGAUGUCUUCCUGCCGCCUUCUCUCGCUGCUGCUCCUCGCCUUCGUCCGGAGCUCCGUGUCCGCCGAGCAGCGGAGGCUCUCUCCAGGUAAGGCCGCUCAGCAGGCUCCUCUGCCCGGCCAGGCGGACCACCCUGACCCGCUGGUGCUGCUGUCCGCCCGGCUGUAGGUCUGUGAGAUAACCGCCGCUGAAUUCACCGAUAAUGAACUGUUUUAGGUUUUAGUCGAGAUCUGUUAGUCCGAGUCAGGUCAGGAUUAUAAUGACAGAAGUUUAAAUUAAGGUCCAAACAUCCAGAUUUAGUCCCGAACUUCCACUUUAGCUCCGGGGCUAACUAUCAGGAAUUUUACAGCCAUUGAUUUCCAUUAAUUCUCCAUAACUGUCCCUUUAAACCAGAGAAGAGUUUAUUAAACUGCAGAGAGGUGGAGGUCUGCGUUUAUCCACAGAUCCGACUUUAGUCUGUCACAUCAGCCGAUAUUAGGACAAAUCAACUGGAUUAAUACACAGAGAUACCGAUCUAUCCUCACCGAUAACAUAUCGAAGAUCGGGCCGAUCAGGAUGACGAACGAACUUUAUUGACUCUGAAGCAGGAAUCAGUCCGUGUGUGUGAAGGUGUUUUUACAGGUAAAUUCUGGAUUUCAAAGAUCUGAUCUGGAUCUUUAUGGUCUGGACCGUCACUGCUCAGAGUCCGAGUCUCUCUGGAGGAACUUUCCAGAACUUGGACUCAGACUCGGCCACAUCCAACUUUGGGAAAGUUCCUUUUCUACCUGAACUCGUUCAAAGUUCAUCGUUCAUCGUUCAUAAUUCCACAUUUUCAUGGUUCCCAAAAAAGAACUGAUUUAGUUCUUUUUUUUUUUGCUGUAAGUUUUUAUUUGUCCAGAUUUUUUAUGGCGCUCAUAUCGAACCACAGACGGAUUAUAUUAACUCUGAAACUCCGUCAGUUUAAUCUUCAUCUGCAGGUUUACAGCAGAGAGGUCAGCCCUCAGAUUACCGGUGUCUCCCUGAUGUUUAGUUCAGUCCUCACUAACGUUCAUCUCUAGAGUUUAUUUAUAUAUUUAUACGUUUAUUUUACUUUUCCAACAUCUGACACACCUGUGAACGGAGUUUAGAACGCCGCUCACAGACGCCAGAAUGAGCGUUCAACACCGACGCGUUCAUACGCAGAUAAAGAACGGCACGUUAAUGGAGUUCAUGAACAAUCGUUCAGACACCACACUGUCCACAUCUGUCCUCAGAGAUCAGAAUCUAACCCUUAAUUUCUUUGAGUGGGACUGAACCUGAGAGCACCACCAGCAGGCUGUCCAGCCCACUCAAGUCAACCUACCUGCAGAAGUUAAAAAGUUUUGAGAAUUUUUUUGAAAAUUUUUUUUGAAUUUUUUUAGUCUAAGAAGUUUUUCAAAUUUUUUUAUUUAAUUUUUUUAAGUUUUAAAGUUUUGAAAGUCUUUUUUAUUUUUUUAUUUUUAAAAGCUUGAAAGUUUUUAAAAGUUUUUAAAUCUUUUAUUUUAUUUUUUAAGUUUAAAAAAUUAAGUUCAGAAGUUUUGAAAUAUUUUUUUCAAUUUUUUUAAAGUUUAAAGGUUUUUAAACAUUUCUUUUGUAUUUUUUUAUUCUUUUUAAGUUUUUUAGGUUAAAAAGUUUUUUCAAAAUUUUUUAAAAAGUUAAAAAAGGCUUUUUUAUUUAUUUAUUUAUUUUUUUAAAGUUUAAAAGUAUUUAAAAAAAAAUAAUUUUAAAUGUUUUUAAAGGUGUUUUUUUAUUUCAUUUUACUGUCUUUUUAAGUCUAAAAGUGUCUGCCCCCCCCCCCCGCAGCUAUGACGUCAUCCUUGCGUCCGGUCCCGGGGAGCUCCUGUCCAAGUUCUCUCGUCUGGGUCACAGGGUGGUCUUCUUCGUUCAGACACCACACUGUCCACAUCUGUCCUCAGGUCCUAAACACACUCUAGUGGGAGGAUUAAACGAAGCCGGUCCAGUUCAAAAGUUCAGGUCUUUUGUCCCUCCAGUCCGGACCUCUAAGGUCUCACCAGGUCUCUCCAGGUCUUUUGAUGGAUAUUUCAGUUCUUCACAAACAGCCUUACUUUAAAAAAAUGAAGAAAAAAAUCUGAUUUUGGUUUUUAAUUUCAGGGGCGGGAGAAAAAAUCGAUUCACAGAAGUGUCGUGAUUUUUAGUUUUCCGUUUUCAAAUCGAUUUUAUUUUCAAAUGUAAGAAUAAAUCUAAAAAACUGACGUCGAUGUUUUUUUUAAGGAAAUAUGGUUCCUGGAAUAGUCAGUCAUUGAUCAUAAUCAUGUUUUAUUGGCGUUAAAAAUGCCAAAUAAAAAUCCAGAAAAUCGUCAAUAUCGUAGAAUCGUCAUUUAAAUCAGCGUUUCGUCCAGCCCGACUCGUCAUAAAGGCUCUUGAAUAUCCGAUGACCUGGUUCCCGGUCGUCCCCGUGUCGGACCCUGGGCCGGUCCGGUCUGAUGUGUGGUUCCUGUUUGACGGCUCUGGACGUCACUCUUCCGUUCACUGAUUGGUCGUUGGUGUGGUUCUCGUCUCUCAUUGGAGGUAAAGUUGUGUGUGGGCUGGGUCUGCUUUAACUGGUUAAACUGGUUUCAGACCACUGGAGAGAGGGGGCUCAGAGGAGGUCUGGGGGUUGAUGGUGCUGGUUCUGCUGGUGUUAGACUCGCUCAGGGUCAGGGGUCAGGUCAUCAGCUGGAGAGAGCGGGGCGAGACGACGGAGCGAGUGUUUGGAGUCGGAGUGGAGCUGAUUUACUGUGUGUGUGUGUGUGUUUGUACAGCUGUGUGUGUGUGUGUGUGUGUGUGUGUGUGUGUGUGUGUUUCCUGUUUCCUGUGAAGAUUAAAGUCUUUCUGAUGAAACCAGAGCAGAUUCAGUAAGACCCUCUCUGAUUGGCUGAGAGUGAAGCUAAUGUCUGAUGUAAGCAGCUGUUUCCUGAAAAACCCGGACCGACCUGGGACAAGGAACCCUCUGUCCCCAAAUACACCCCCUCCUCACCCCCUCACCUCUGAGAGACUCUGCUAACAGGGCCGGGGGAGAGAAAUUCCUCGAAAGUCUGGAGAGAGGGGGAGAGAGAGGGAGGGAGAGAGAGGGGGAGGGGGGAAGGUAGAGAGUGAGGGGGCGAGGGAGCGAGGAAGAGAGGAAUAGAGAGAGACGGAAUGGGAGAGAGGGGAAGAAAGAGAGAGGGAGGCAGGAUUUUUUGUAGGAAGGCAGGGGAAGGUCCCGCCCUCCUUUGCCUCUGAUUGGCUAGAAGUGCUGGGCUCUGAUUGGUUAUUCCUUACGGCUGUGAAACAUCAUCGUCGGUCCGGUUAGGAGGUUCAGAACUGCGAUAAUGUUCUGUUAUGCUCUUUUCGAUGUUCCGGGCCGACAGCCCGCGCUCAGCUUGAGCGUGUGAUGAUGUUUCACAGCCAAUCAGAGGCGAAAGAGGCGGGACCUUCCCCUACCUUCCUUCAAAAUAAAAUACCGUGAGGGGCAGGCGCUGUGGUCUUGUGUUCAGUAUUUCUUUGACUCUACAGGAACUUUUUCUAAAUAAAGAGUUCAGGGUGUGAGGGUUCAGGUUCAGUUAGUCUGGGUUAAGUUAGUCUGUGUUCAGGUUCAGUUAGUCUGGGUUCAGGUUUAGUCAGUCUGGGUUUAGUUAGUCUAGGUUCAGGUUUAAUAAGUCUGGGUUCAGGUUUAGUUAGUCUGGGUUCAGGUUCAGUUAGUCUGGGUUUAGUUAGUCUGGGUUCAGGUUUAGUCAGUCUGGGUUCAGGUUAGUCUAGUCUGGGUUCAGAUUAUUCUAGGUUCAGGUUUCGUUAGUCUGGGUUCAGAUUAGUCUGGGUUUAGGUUCAGAUUAGUCUAGAUUCAGGUUUAGUUAGUCUAGGUUCAGGUUUAGUUAGUCUGGGUUUAGUUAGUCUGGGUUCAGCUUUUGUUAGUCUAGGUUCAGGUUCAGUUAGUCUUGGUUCAGGUUUAGUUAGUCUGUGUUCAGAUUAGUCUGUGUUCAGGUUUAGUUAGUCUGUGUUCAGAUUAGUCUGUGUUCAGGUUUAGUUAGUCUAGGUUCAAGUUUAGUUAGUCUGGGUUUAGUUAGGUAGGUUCAGGUUUAGUUAGUCUGUGUUCAGGCUCAGUUAGUCUGGUUUUAGUAGGUCUGAGCUCAGGUUUAGUUAGUCUAGGUUCAGGUUUAGUUAGUCUGGGUUCAGGUUUAGUUAGUCUAGGUUCAGGUUUAGUUAGUCUGGGUUCAGGUUUAGUCAGUCUGUGUUCAGGUUUAGUUAGUCUGUGUUCAGGUUUAGUCAGUCUGGGUUCAGUUAGUCUGUGUCCAGGUUUAGUUAGUCCUGGUCUAGAGUUGGACCAGCUCAGACCUCCUCUGUGUGUCCUUAGAUGACCUUCUGGUGAUCACGGCGGCCACCGAGGAGACCGACGGAUUCAACCGCUUCAUGAGGACGGCCCGAGAGUUCAACUACACCGUGAAGGUAACAGACACUCACUUAACACACACACACACACAUGCACACAUACACGGGUCAUGUUGUCAUGGUGACGGCUGUGGUUCCAGGUCCUGGGUCUGGGUGAGGACUGGAAAGGUGGAGACGUGGCUCGGACGGUGGGUGGAGGUCAGAAGGUCAGAUGGUUGAAGAGGGAGCUGCUGAAACACUCGGAGAGGAAAGACCUGGUCAUCAUGUUUGUGGACAGGUAAGGACAGGUGUGUGUGUGUGUGUGUGUGUGUGUGUGUGUGUGUGUGUGUGUGUGUGUGUGUGUGUGUGAAAUCUGACCCACCUGUCCCACUUUCACACUCAUUCAGGAGAGCACAGGUGUGGUGCUGUGAUCCGGUUUCAUGUGUCUGUCCUGUAGAGGAGAACCACCUGAGCCCAUCAGGGACCAGGACUCACAGGACCAGUUUUCGGUUUUCAAUAGAGAUCAGAAUCUAACCCUUAAUUUCUCUGAGUGGGACUGAACCUGAGAGCGCCACCAGCAGGCUGUCCAGCCCACUCAAGUCAACCUACCUGCAGAAGUUUUUUUUAAUUUUCGUAGUUUUUUAAAUUUUUUUUAGUUAAAACGUUUUCAGAAUUUUUUGGAAAUUUUUUUUGAAUUUUUUGAAAGUCUAAAAAGUUUUUCAAUUUUUUUAAUUUUAUUUUUAAAAGUUUAAAAGUUUUGAAAGUCUUUUUUAUUUUUAAAAUCUUGAAAAUUUUAUUUUAUUUUUUAAGUUAAAAAAAUUAAGUUCAGAAGUUUUGAAAUCUUUUUUUUUUAAAUUUUUUUAAAGUUUAAAUGUUUUUAAACAUUUCUUUUGUAUUUUUUUAUUCUAAGUUUUUUAGGUUUAAAAGUUUUUUCAAAUUUUUUUAAAAAGUUAAAAAAGGCUUUUUUAUUUAUUUAUUUAUUUUUUAAAAGUUUAAAAGUAUUUAAAAAAUUUUUUUUUAAAAUGUUUAUAAAGGUGUUUUUUUAUUUCAUUUUACUGUCUUUUUAAGUCUAAAAGUGUCUGCCCCCCCCCCGCAGCUAUGACGUCAUCUUUGCGUCCGGUCCCGGGGAGCUCCUGUCCAAGUUCUCUCGUCUGGGUCACAGGGUGGUCUUCUCGGCUGAGGGGUUCUGCUGGCCCGACCAGAGACUGGCCUCCAAAUACCCCGAGGUCCACACCGGGAAACGCUUCCUCAACUCCGGAGGUGAGACCAAGUCUGAGGACCUGAUUCUGGACCCAAGUUGGUCUGUAUGCAGGUCUGGACUGGAACCAGGUUUUUCUGAGGGACGGCUCCAACUUUGUCCCGGUCUUUGUCCCGGUCUUUGUCCUGGUCUUUGUCCCGGUCUUUGUCCUGGUCUUCAUCGUGGUCAUGGCGGUCUGUGUGUUUGUGUUCAGGGUUUAUCGGAUUCGCCGCCGACCUCAGCACCAUCGUCCAACAGUGGAAGUACAAAGACAACGACGACGACCAGCUGUUCUACACCAAGAUCUACCUGGACAAGAAGCAGAGGGUACCAUGGAAACCAGUUUAACCAGUUUAACCAUCGAUGUACCAGGUUAACCAGUAUCAGAGUCUCCAUGGUAACCGUGUUCUUCUCCUCAGACUAAGUUCAACAUGACUCUGGAUCAUCGCUCCAGAAUCUUCCAGAACCUGAACGGCGCCAUCGGUGAGUCAGCGCACACACACACACACACACACACACACACACACACACACACACACACAAACACACACACACACUGAGUGUCUGUUCUGUCCGUCAGAUGAAGUCGUCCUGAAGUUCGAGAGGUCAAAGGUCAGAGCGAGGAAUGUGGCCUAUGACACUCUUCCUGUUGUUAUCCAUGGCAACGGACCAACCAAGGUAACGGACCAAUCACAGGCCUCCAUCAGCAGCAUGUGAGGACAGGAUCUGAAUGUGUGUGUGUGUCUCUGCAGCUGCAGCUGAACUACCUGGGGAACUACGUCCCCACGGCGUGGACCUACGAGGGGGGCUGUGGGAUCUGUGACCAAGACCUGCUCUUCUUUAACGAGGUCAUCAUCAUACACACCUUCACCUGAAGGGUCACCACAGGGUCACACAGAUCCAGGAUCAGCAGAACCCAGACCCGGACCCGAUAUUUUGUCAUAAUUUUCAUUGAUGAAAGAAACACCAGACCUGACUUUGUUCUGUGUGUGUGUGUGCGCGUGUGUGUGUGUGUGUGUGUGUGUGUGCGUGUUCAGGACGAGGAGAUGCCUCUGGUCUACAUCGGCGUCUUUAUCGAACACGCCACCCCCUUCAUGGAGGAGUUCCUGGACCGCCUGACGACCCUGAACUACCCCCUGACCAGGAUCCGCCUCUUCAUCCACAACAACGUAGGUCCCCGUCAGAACACAGACCCCGCCCCCUCCUCACGUGUCCCGCUCUCAUGUCCGUGUCUCCGUGUUCUCCUCAGGUGGUCUACCACGAGCGUCACCUCCACAAGUUCUGGGAGCGUCACAGAUCUCUGUUCCCCGACGCCGUCCUGGUGGGACCGGAGGAGAACCUGACCGACAACAAGGCCCGGACCAUGGCUGUGUGAGUGUCCCAGAACCAGAACCAUUUCAGAGUCCUGACCUCUGACCUCUGAUAUGUGUGUGUGUGUGUGUGCGCAGAGAGGCGUGUAAGAAGGACCCGGACUGUGAUUAUUACUUCAGCAUCGACUCAGACGUGGCGUUGACCAACCCGGAGACCCUGAGGAUCCUGAUCGAGGAAAACAAGUAUGAAGGACCAAAAGAGGACUCCCCAGUCCCCCCCAGUAACAUGACUGCCCCCCCCCCCGUCCCCACCUCCUGACCUUCUGACCUUCUGUCUGUCCUCCAGGUCGGUCAUCGCUCCGAUGUUGUCCAAACACGGGAAACUGUGGAGUAACUUCUGGGGCGCUCUGAGUCCUGAGGGGUUCUACUCCAGGUCCGAGGACUACAUCGAGAUCGUCCAGGGCAAGAGGAUGUGAGUGCACACACACACACACACACACACACACACACACACACACACACACACACACACACUGACCCAAAUGAGACCAGCUGAGGUGUGAAUUCAAACCGCUGCUGAACAGACUGGACUUCAGGGUUUAUUAGAGGUCAAACACGCCCACGCCUCCACCCUCUUAUCCAAAUAUGGUCACUUCUGGACACAACUAACCCCCAAUCUCCACCUUCAUCCUGAUCGUCUCCUAAAAGGUCGUAUCCUCCGAUCGUAGCUGAUCGUAACCAUUCAAGUUAACGUGUCAAUUUACACCGACUUCUUUCCGUUCCUCUGAGGAUCGCCGGACUCCUCAGCUGAUCACAAGAGUUCGACAUUCCACAUUUCAACUGUUGUCUGAAUGUGGUUUGGGAUCAUCUGAAGGUCUUCCCUGAAAAAGUCUUUGUCUGGAUGGACGCAGAUGUUCCUCCUAAACCUGGAGAUGUUGUCUAAAACUGAGGAUGCAGCAUCUAUGAUUUCCAACUCUUCGUUGAAAGGACAGUCCUUUUCAAGAAGGAACUGUCCUUUCCAAAAGAGUGUUACCCCCAAUUUCCACCCCAUCCUGAACGUCUACGGUCGUAUUCUUCCUUCUUGUGAGUUGACCCGAUUACUGUUGUCCAUGAUCCGCCACGAAAUUCGCUUCACCAACGAAUCCAAUAGGAAUUGGCGGAAGGCGAAAAUCGCUGCCAUUCCAGACCAGAGCCGUUCCGGAUGCGGUGGGAAUUGGCGGUAACACUCUUUUUAGGCGAAACGUCCCAAGUAAGUCCAGGUGUCCUGUCAACGAAGAACUGUAAAAAAUUAGCCUCACAAAUGUAGGAAUUGGCGGACGGCGAGAAAUUGCUGCUGUUCCAAAUCUGAGCCGUUCCAGAUGCGGUGGAAAUUGGGGGUAACUGUCCUGGACUAGCUCUCUGUGUGUCUGUAAAGGUCUGGACCCGUUUAGUUCCUGAAAAACCAUUGUCAGCUGUUCAGUUAAAGAGUUCCCCCUGGUGAUCUGUGUGUGUGUGUGUGUGUGUGUGUGUGUGUGUGUGUGUGUGUGUGUGUGUGUGUGUGUGUGUGCGUGUGUGUGCGUGCGUGUAGCGGUCUCUGGAAUGUCCCCUACAUCUCUCAGGCGUACCUGGUCAAAGGUAGCGUCCUGAGGUCGAAGCUGUCUCAGGUGAGCCUGUUCGAGGCCGAGGGGAUGGACCCGGACAUGGUCUUCUGCAGGGGCGUCAGAGACCAGGUAGGUCAGAGGUCACAGCUGGACUCAUACUAAAGUAAGGGGGUCUGUCUGAAACCUGAUCCACGUGUGUGUCCUCAGGGGGUCUUCAUGUUCGUGUCCAACCGUGACGAGUUUGGUCGCCUGGUGGCGUCGGCCAACUACAACACGUCCAGACUUCACCCGGACAUGUGGCAGAUCUUUGACAACCCUGUGGUCAGGUUUAUGAACCAAUGAAUGAACAUGAAGACAUGAGGGGGCGGAGCUUGAGGGGCUGAAGGUCUGUCUGUGUGUGUUUGCAGGACUGGAAGGAGAAGUACAUCCAUGAGAACUACUCCAAGAUCUUUGAGGACCAGAAGAUGGUGGUGGAGCAGGUAACUUCCAAACAUGGACCUGGUCUGAUGAUGAUGAAGGUCGUCUUCUGUGCAGCUCCGCCCUCACCCUCCUCCUCCUCUUCUUCUCUCUCUCUCUUCUUCAGCCCUGUCCAGACGUCUACUGGUUUCCCGCCUUCUCCGAGAAGAUGUGUGAUCACAUGGUGGAGACCAUGGAGGACUUUGGCGAGUGGUCAGGAGGAUCUCACAAGGUGACCGCUCUGUCUGUCUGUGUGUCUGUGGACAGAGGACGUCUCUGAUCGAGGUUUUCUGGACUUGAGUUCCCCAGUCCUGGUCCAUGAGACCGAUAAACUGUUUUUAAUCUGUGAUCCAAAACAGGACAAAGGUCCAGGUCCGACAUUCUUGAAAAAUCACCAAGAAUCUGAGAGACAACUUUUUCCUGACUUCACCUCCAACUUUACAGACUUAACAAAAUUUACAAAAAUUACUCGGAAAUUUACGAACUUUACAAACUUUACUCGGAAUUUUACGAACUUUACAAACUUUACUCGGAAUUUUACGAACUUUACAAACUUUACUCAGAACUUUACAAACUCCCACGGUCAGUUAUCAGGUCACAGACAAACUGAUAGUUUUUCUUAUUGAUGGGAAAUGUGAGUUUAUAGCUUGGCAACAGUGGAGGAGGCGUCUUUAGUGACGGGUCCAGGACCGUUGGGUUCUGGAUUAUCAGGCUCAGAACUGGUUGGAAUAUCUGGUCCUGAAUCUGAAGUGAGAAGAACCGCGCAGGUCUGUGGUCGGUCCGUUGGUCCUGAUACCUGUGUGGUGGGAUCAGGUGAAGAGACAGACCUGUACCUGUACCUGGACUCUUUCUGGGUCUGGAUCCCUAAAGUCUCGGUUCUGUGUUUGUUCUGUUCAGGACGAGCGUCUGUCCGGCGGGUACGAGAACGUCCCCACUGUGGACAUCCACAUGAACCAGAUCAGCUUCGAGAAGGAGUGGCUCAAGUUCCUCAAAGAGUACAUCGUCCCCGUGACCGAGAAACUCUAUCCUGGAUAUUAUCCCAAGGUACGGUCCAGGUUCUGACCCGAUCCGGGUCCUCCAGGGUCAGGACUCGGGACCCACAGGAGUCUGAGGUUCACUCUGUCCCACCCACUCAGAGACCUGAUUCAGUUUGACAACAGACGCAGAGGGUAACCAUGGUAACUGAAGUCACUCCUGUGUGUGUGUGUGUGUGUGUGUGUGUGUGUGUGUGUGUGUGUGUGUGUGUGUGUGUGUGUGUCUGUGUGUGUGUGUGUGUGUGUCCUCAGGCUCAGGCCAUCAUGAACUUCGUGGUCCGGUAUCGUCCUGACGAGCAGCCGUCUCUGAGGCCGCAUCACGACUCCUCCACCUUCACCAUCAACAUCGCCCUGAACAACAAGGGCGUCGACUACGAGGUACGCACACACGCACACGCACACACACACACACACACACACACACACACACACACUCACACACAAACAAAGUAGGAGAACCUAAAACACUUAGACGUGUCAGAACAAAUGUUUACGUGUGUGUGUGUGUGUGUGUGUGUGUGUCUGUGUGUGUGUGUGUGUGUGUGUGUGUGUGUGUGUGUGUGUGUGUGUGUGUGUGUGUGUGUAUCAGGGUGGAGGCUGCAGGUUCCUGCGGUACGACUGUAAGGUGGAGUCUCCCAGGAAAGGCUGGUCCUUCAUGCACCCGGGCCGCCUGACGCACUACCACGAGGGUCUUCCCACCACCAGGGGGACCCGCUACAUCAUGGUGUCCUUCGUAGACCCCUAGACCUGUCCCUCUGUGCACGUGUGUGUGUGUCUGUGUGUGUGUCUGUGUCUGUGUGUGUGAGAUAGAGAGAGACCAAAGUGGACCUCAUCCUCAGAGAGCGAGACGGACGGCGCAGGAAUCUCCGCGGCGUCCCCGAACGCAUCGUCUCUGAACACGAACUCUGAGUUUGUCUUCUCCUCUCUGAUUGGAUGAUUCAGAUUACCUGCUGUCACACCUGGAAUCACCUUCACCUGUGGGUCAGUCGGGUUAAGGAGACCUGUACUGCCCCCUGGUGGACGCUUUCAAAAUAAGAGGUGGACCCUUUCAGAAUAAGAGUCACUGUAUGUUGUAACUUUAUGGAACCGUGCUGCCUUACCUGAUAACGAAGCCUAUGCAAGCAGAACACACUCCACCUGUGUGUGUGUGUGUGUGUGUGUGUGUGUGUGUGUGUGUGUGUGUGUCACACUCCAAAGUCACUGUAACGUUGGAAUCGGCGCAGAAACCCUCUCGACGUGGAGGACACGGCGUGCUCUUGGAGGAGAGGUUCUGCGGCGGUUUCCGGGUUCAAAGCUGAGGGCGUUUUUGUCAUGAUGGUGUUUUUUUGUUUUUAUUGUUUUUUUACGAUCCUGUAUUUGUGUAUUUCCUGACAGCGUUCACAGUUUCCAUGUCUCCUUAUUUAAAGAAAACCUGUGAUUGUAGACGGCGACCGUUGGAGGUUUCCACCCGACGCCGCCUGUAGUUUCGUCUCCACGCGUGCCUGUCGAUACGAGGACUCGACGCUCUCUCUGGCUUUGUAAAAAAACUGCAUUAAAUUAUUUUUUAAUGACUGAGUCGAUAAUAAAGUUUGAGAUUUAAUAAAGAAGUUUACCGUCAGAG